Molecule: messenger RNA, 2127 nt
Organism: Magallana angulata
Lineage: Eukaryota; Metazoa; Mollusca; Bivalvia; Ostreida; Ostreidae
Product: coadhesin-like
Exons: 13
Coding region: 1-1974 (657 amino acids)
Cellular component (GO): extracellular region
Molecular function (GO): chitin binding
Source: RefSeq, a predicted model, not a curated record
AUGUCUCCCACGAAAAAGAAACUUUAUAUAACGAUACAAGAAUCCUUUCAAAUUUUGAUCUUCUUGAAAUGCAAAGAAGAUUCUUAUAUUUUACAGACGGGACAGAUAUCAAUAAGCGACACAAUACCAUGGACAGAGGCCGUCAAACGGUGUGGCAAGCUGCAAGCAAACUUCAAUGGAUAUUAUAAUGGUCUUAAGGAAUCAGUCAAGUAUUAUUCAUUGUGGACAGGAUUCUAUAGAAGGAGCAUCGAGAAAUGGACCCCGCCAAGUCAAGGUUCAAAUCUGGUAGACAACCUUCAUUCCAAUCACUGUGUUGCGGUCAAGGUCAAUAAUGACGGCACCCUUUAUCAAAUCACAUACCCACAACUCUGUACAAAAUCUUUGCCAACUUUAUGUGAAAAAUCCACAAGAGUCGAUGGAAAUUGGGCGUCAUGGGGUGUUUGGAGCCAGUGUCCUGUCACAUGUGAAGGGGGUACCAUACAACGGAGUCGCGAAUGUACAAACCCAGCACCUAAACACGGCGGGAGCGAUUGCGUGGGAGAUGCUGUCGAAUCUAAAUCGUGUAACACAAAUCCCUGUCCAGUUGACGGCAAUUGGUCAUCUUGGAGUCCAUGGGGAAACUGUUCAUCAGAGUGCGGGAAAGGUGAACAAUGGCGCAGCCGGGAAUGUAACAACCCCAAACCUGAACACAAUGGGAAGGACUGCGAGGGUGACGAGAGGCAACGCCAGGAGUGCAUCGGGUGUCCAUUUAAAAAGGAACUUACACUUUGGAGCCCAUGGUCCACUUGUUCUGUAACAUGUGGUAACGGAAUUCAGUCCAGAAGCAGAAGAUGUGAUCUUAAAAAUGAUGAUAAACAUCUGUGUGGUUAUGAAGAGAAGGAAGAAAGAGGAUGCAAUACAAAUAUAGAAUGUCCUAUUGAUGGGGUUUGGUCCGAUUGGUCUACAUGGAGUGACUGUUCUAAAACUUGUGGACAUGGCGAGGAAACAAGGAUAAGAACAUGUACAAAUCCGCCCCCACAACAUGGAGGCAAAGAUUGUCCGGGAGUGGGACUGGAAUCUAGGAAAUGUAUCGGUUGUCCAGGAGGAAAAACUUUGACCCCUUGGACAGCUUGGGGACAGUGUUCAGUAUCUUGUGGAAGCGGAGAACAGAGCAGAUUCAGAGAGUGUGAUCUAACACCUGCCGAACAAAUUCAAUUCAACUGUACCUUUAAAGACGAACAGAAAAAGCCAUGCAAAAAACGAGAAUGUCCAAUUGAUGGAAAUUGGGGACCAUGGUCAAUGUCGAGUGAAUGCUGUGUAAAUAGCCGCUCUCGUAUCCGGGAAUGUAACAACCCUCCUCCCCAACAUGGAGGAACGUGUCAUGGGACAUUUAUUGAAGGGGAAACGUGUUUUGGCUGUCCAGGAACCUGGCCUGAUCCUGUCUGGACUGCCUGGUCGGAUUGCUCAGUCACCUGUGGUUUUGGAGUGCAAAGAAGGACGCGCUCCUGUGAACUUCCAAUAGCUUUACGGAUAAAAUACAAAUGUUUCACGAGGGAAACUGAAACUAAAAAUUGUUCAAAGGUUCAAUGUAUUGGUUCCUGUGUUAGCAACUGUAAGCACUUGUUAGACGGCCAUUAUCAGUCCUGUGAAACCUGCAACGGAUAUGUGACUUGUUCAAACCAGAAUUUUUACAAACGCACCUGCCCUACGAAUCUAGUUUGGGACGAUCAUGCGAAACAAUGCUUGUACAACUCCACAACGUGCCCUUCUCCCAUAACAACGCCUAAAACAAACAGGUUACUCAGAACGAAGAGGUCUGUUGUAGUGAAUGCAGAGUCUACUCGCCUGACUAAUAUUUCCUUGGAAACGAAUACCAAGAGAUGGGUCUUGCUGGGUUCUAGUUUUAUUGGUGGGGUUAUGAUUGUAGCUUCUCUCCUUGUUGUUAUAAAACUGAGAAGACAAUCACGCGUCGUCUAUCACAGUAUAAACGAAUGACACUAUUGUUAACAGACGACAGAACUACUAGUACUUCAAAGACCUAGGAUUCAGAAACUGAUUUAUUUUUCUUUUUUUUCUAUUUUUUAUGUAUAACACUAGUUUCUACAAAUUAUUUACAUUCUUUUCCUAUUAAAUACAUGUAUAGCGAAA